AUGCAAGAACAGAGGGGUGCUAUGGGUUCCUUUUCAGAAACAUUAGGGUUCGAACACGGUUCAACAUCAAGUGAUGUCGUUAACUCUCCAUCAAACCGGUUACCCGACUGCAUGUCUUUGAACCCAGCAAGUCAAGAAGAGGAGAAUCUAACUAUGUGGACCGUAGGUGAACCCGGUUCAAGUUCUGGCCCGAGUCAAUCAAACCAGAGUCAUAACGAACCGCGACCAGACCGUGGGUGGCCUUCUUUGAUGAAAUCUUGUCCUGAACCUUCAUCUAGCGCGCUUUCUUUGGGUGAUCGUGGUUCAUCCAGUUCAUCGUUUUCCGAUCCCUUUGGACCGUCUUCUGACCCUUUUGAGUUAGAGGCCCGUCAGGUUUCUCGUAAAAGAAAAGCAGUCGAGUUAAGCAUUGGGCAAUCUUCUUCAGGGGUCGGAAGUUCGAACUUGUUUCAAAGAUCCGAGGGUGGUCCGAGUUCGUGGCGCACAGUUUCCGAAGACCCCCCUUCUGACCCGACUAUCCCGAGACUUGGAUUGAGUAUCGGUGAGCACUCUGUUCGUGAAAACGCUCAUAGAAAUGUUGACCCGCUACCGGGUAAUAAUAACAAUCAGGAGUCUGAUGUUUCGGUUCUGAGACUUAACCUGUCAGUUGAGAAUUCGAUUUCGAAUUCGAAUUCAUCCAGUCUUCAAAGCCAGCUUGGUUUACGGGUUCCAGCAUUGAGAAGAAAUUUACAAUCAACACGAGAGGAGGGUGAUGGUGGGUGGAGCUCUGUAAAAGGGAAACGAGUCCAAAAUGGUUAUAACGGCCGCGAUAAUAACGUCGUCAAAAAGCAGUAUAUAAACGUCCAGCCUGUCCACCAGAUCUCCCACCGCCACCGACCGCCGUCUCCGGAUUCCGUCAACUCCCUCACUUUCUUCCCCAAUAUCAUUAUUAUAUAA
Messenger RNA from Helianthus annuus (common sunflower), 933 nucleotides. RefSeq lists its product as uncharacterized. The record is from RefSeq and is a predicted model, not a curated record. The coding region runs from base 1 to 933 and encodes 310 amino acids. The transcript is spliced from 2 exons. NCBI's taxonomy places the organism in Eukaryota, Viridiplantae, Streptophyta, Magnoliopsida, Asterales, Asteraceae.